CGAGAUCCAACUCCCAAGCCAGCUGUUUCUUAUCAGUUCGUUUUGGCUUUCAGAGCUGCACUUUGCAUCGUUCUUGGCGCUGCUAUUUCUGUAACAGAUCGGAUAGGAAGAGUGGUGCAGCAGUGCACUGUAAUGCUGCCACGGGGGAAACCCUACCGCCUUUGGGGGUGGGGGGUGUCAGAUCGUUUUGGAAAGACCCAGAAUAGGAGCAGGAAGAAAAGGGUGGGUGGAAGAACCUUGAAAACCAGGAAAGAGGGCGGAUAACUGGAGAAGAGGGAGUGGAUGAUAGCGGGAUAGAGGACAAGGGAGACAGUGGGAGGGAAGAGGUGACGGGGCGGAGAGCAGAGUAGCGAUGACAAAGGAUGACACAGGGACGGAGAUGCGUAAUUUUCUGCAUGACUCCAGUGCGUCAGCAGCGGCUAGGGAGCCGGAGCGCGUCACAGACAGUCUCUCCCCAAAUCUUAAUGGAUACCGCAGUGCUACCGGUAUAACGCAGGCACAUGCAGCUGCCUGGGAACAGAUUCCGGCAGCAUCAUACGCUAGGCUCCGGUAAAGAAGCAGCAGCAGGAUCGGCUAGAGCUCCGAGAUAAUCGGGCAUCAUCAUUUCCUAGACCCCGACCAGACCCAACAGCUGGAGCGAGGAGAGCACCAGGAAGCAUCAUACUGGAGACUCUGAGAUCGUCCCAGCAGCAGUCGGGCUCGCGGCUCAGCACCAUGCACUAGGCUCGAACAGAGCCCCCGCUGGCAUCAUGCACUAGGCUGCACGACACAACCAGCAGAGCGGGGGGGCCGCUGAGCUUCGCGGAAGAGCCAGCAGCAGCCGCGGGAACGGAGAGCUCUGGGCAUGCAUUAGACUUGGGCUCAGCCCUAGCAGCAGCCGCCCCGCUCAUCCUAGUCGCCCUCUCGCCCCCCAUGGAUAAGGCGACCUCGCUGCACACUUCAGUGCCCACGCCUCCCCCUCGGCUCUACCUGCCUCGGAACUUCAGCUGCAGCGCCUGCCUCUAUGGCAGCCUGGCCGAGCACUGCAAGGGGGACUGCAGCCCGGAGCGCGAAGGGGCGCCGUCUCCCACGCCGGUGGUCCGAGAAGCGGCCGCCGGGGAGAAGCCGCAGCCUUCCCGCGGCCGGGAGCCCUCGGUGCCUGCUGUGCCCCCCAGCCCCACGCUGCGCCGGCGAGCCAAGUCGCUGCCCACGCCCGGCGAGCGCAGCCUGCGGCCGGCCCUGCAGCAGAGCCCGUCCCGCAGGAAGACCGUGCGCUUCGCCGACUCGCUGGGCCUGGAGCUCAUCUCCGUGCGCCACUUCUGCGAGGCCGACCUGCCCCAGGUGCCGCUGCCGCUCCCGGCCCGCGCCGCCGACCUGUUCAAGACCAGGAAGCCGCCGGCGCUGGGCGAGCUGGAGCCGGUGCUGUUCGGCCCGUCGCCGCUGCUGGAGCCUCUCUUCCCGCCGCAGCCCGGCGCCAGCCCCGGCUUCGCGGAGAGGGUGCGGCGGCACAAGGUGAAGCUGGAGUGGGUGCGGGCCGAGCCCGCCGGCCUGCGCGGCGCCGUGUGCGUCCUCAACCUGGCCUACGAGAAGGCGGUCUCGGUGCGCUACACCCUCAACCGCUGGGUCAGCUGCGCCGAGGUGGCGGCCGCCUACCUGUCGCCGGGCCCCGCCGACGGCCUGACCGACCGCUUCUCCUUCCACCUGCCGGCGGCGGCCGCGGGGGGCACGCUGGAGUUCGCCGUGCGCUACCGGGUGGCCGGCACCGAGUACUGGGACAACAACGAGGGGCUCAACUACCGGCUGCGGGGCCGCCAGCGCGCAGCUCGGGCCGCCACCUCCCCCACCGAGGAGCCCGAUGGCGGCGCCUGGAUCCACUUCAUCUGAGCGGCCUGCGGCCGGACCGCUGGGCGUCGCCUGCUCUCUGCCGGGGAGAGCCGAGCUCCCUCCCGGACCCAGGCCACCCUCGCCGCCUUCUCACAAGCCGGGCGUCUGGGGGAGGAAUUUCCCGCCAUGAA
Mauremys reevesii (Reeves's turtle) is the source of this 1994-nucleotide messenger RNA. Its product is annotated as protein phosphatase 1 regulatory subunit 3E-like. Gene Ontology annotation, molecular function: glycogen binding; protein phosphatase 1 binding. The record is from RefSeq and is a predicted model, not a curated record. Bases 913 to 1863 code for a protein of 316 amino acids. Gene Ontology annotation, biological process: regulation of glycogen biosynthetic process. Gene Ontology annotation, cellular component: protein phosphatase type 1 complex. The transcript has a single exon. Lineage: Eukaryota; Metazoa; Chordata; Testudines; Geoemydidae.